CUUUGGAAGCGAGAACAGUCCGCGCGCGUGUGUCGUGCAUCCAAUCCAGUGCGUGCGUGCGCGUGUGUGAGUGAGAGAGGUGAACGGGGGAGUGGAGGAGGAGGAGGAGUUCGGACGGGUGGUAGUGAGUGCUUCAAAGUGAACGACGCGGCCUGCAGAGGGAGAGCGCGGGAGUUCCCUUCGACGCGAUGAGCGUCUCCGUGCUCGUGGCGGCCCUGGCGGCCGUCACGGUCGUCGCCGCAGGCCCCGCCCUGCCCGGCUCUGAUAAGGGCGCGCUCCAAUGCGCCGCCUUCUGCAAACAAGAGACUGAUAAAAUAAGUAAAUUUAAGUACAGUCCCGGCACCACGUACCAGUACCGGUACGAGUCCCUGACCGAGACCCUAGUGGCCGGCGCCAGCCCCGAGGCCUCCCGACUGCUCCUGUCCGCCUGGGCGGAGAUCACCCCCAUCUCGAGAUGCGACUACGUGCUCAAGCUCCGGGACGUCCAGCUGCAGGAGGCCAGCCUCCAGGACGGCGCCUCCAAGGAGGCCGCACGGGGCGCCGCCGAGUUCAAGCGACAGCUGGAGGAGCGGCCGCUCCAGUUCGCCUUCCAGGACGGCGUCGUGGACGAGCUGUGCCCCGCGCCCGGGGAGCCCGUCUGGGUCCUCAACGUCAAGAGGGGCGUGCUGUCCACCUUCCAGAACGCCAUGCCCGACUUCCGGAUCGACUCGACGGUGUACGAGACCGACGUGACGGGCACGUGCGAGACGCACUACGCCCACGCCGGCGUGCUCGAGGACAACCUGCUCAUGACCAAGACCAAGAACCUGCUGGCCUGCUCGCACCGCAUGCAGCACCACCUGUCUGUGCAGUCCACGCAGUACGCCUCGCCCAACCCCGCGCACGCCCUGCCGCUGCUCAGGAGCAACCACACCUGCAAGUUCGCGCUGAGCUACGGCGGCCACCUGCGCUCCGCGGAGUGCACGGAGUCGCACUUGUUCCGGCCCUUCUCCUCCGGCGAGAGCGGCGCGCGCACCAACGUCAAGCAGACCCUGACGCUGGUGGAGACGUCGACCCCGGACGAGGAGGCUGACGUUCCCCGCCUCACGGCCCCGACCUUCGCGCGCCGCACCAACAUGCUGUUCGAGCACGAGGAGGCCGUCACCGCGGCCGGCGCCGGCACCAUGGAGGCCGUCAAGGCCUCGCUGGCGGCGCUGGCGACGCGGACGAAGGACGGCGUGGACAAGCAGUCCGCUGCCAUGUUCUCCAGGCUAGUCGCCGACCUCCGCGGCCUGCAGCUCAAGGACCUGUCCCUGCUGUUCGACGAAACCGAGGAGUUGCGCCAGCGCCGAUUCCUGCUAGACGCGCUGCCCCUCGUCGCGACCGCCGAGUCCCUGGAGACCAUGCUCAGCCUGUGGCGCUCCGAGCAGAUCACCGGCAAGGAGAUGGACUCGUGGCUCGCCGCCAUCCCCUUCCAAACUCACGCCAAGCCCAACAUGAUCACCGCCCUUCUGCCUCUGCUGGACGGCCUGCCUCGUCCUCGCGCGCUGCUGGCCGUGUCGGCGCUAGUGCACCGCGUGUGCGCAGGCCGCCCUGAGUGCGCCGCCGAAGUCCCCGAGGUCGCCGUCGUGGUGAGCAGGCUGGAGCGCCUGCUGGGCGCGGACUGCCGCGCCCUCGGCCGCGACGAGACCGACAUGGUGCUGCUGGCCUUGAGGGCGCUGGGCAACGCCGGCGUGGUCAUCACCCCCGCCACCCUGGCACGCUGCUACGAGAGCACGACCAACCCCCUGGAGGUGCGCCUGGCCGCGCUGACGGCGUGGCGCCGCGCGCCCUGCGAGGUGCAGCCCUCCAGCGCCUUCCUCAGGCUGUACACCGAGCAGCGCCUCGACGUGGAGCUGCGGAUCGCCGCCUACCUGGCCGCCAUGCGCUGCCCGUCGCCCACCACCAUCAGGGUCGUCAAGGACGCCUUGUACGCGGAGGACGUUAACCAAGUGGCUUCGUUCGUUUGGACGCAUUUGACAAACCUGCAAGAAACAGCCAGCCCCUGGAAGCAAAACUUACGCGAGCUCGUGGAGAGCGACUUCCUGAAGAACAAGUUCAAGACAGACGUCCGCAAGUUCUCGCGCAACUACGAGGGCUCCGUGUUUGUGGACAAAGUGAACAUGGGCGUGACGACGGAGAGCAACGUGGUGUUCUCGCCGCAGUCCUACUUGCCGCGCUCGGCCAACCUCAACCUGACCGUGGACGUGUUCGGCGAGUCCGUCAACUUGUUUGAGGUGGGCGCGCGCGUCGAGGGCUUUGAGUCCGUGGUGGAGGGGCUCUUCGCCAAGGGCGGCGCCUUCCCCGACGAGGGCGUGCAGGCCAUGCUGCAGAACCUGCGCUCCGGCCCCACCUCGGACGCCGAGAACAGCAUCGCCAAGCUGUCCAGCGCGUUCGACGCCCGGCGCCGCCUGCCCCAGGAGCCCCACGGCGAGAUGUACGCCCGCGUCUUCGGCAACGAGCUGCACUACUCCCGGUUCAACGGGCUGCAGGAGCUCGCCGAGAACACGGACACUUUCGCCCACCCGAUGAAGACCCUGAUCGGGCUGCUGCGCCGCUCCGAGUUGGACGUCACCAAGUCCCUGGUGUUCCUGGACGCGGCCUACGUGCUGCCCACGGCCUCCGGCAUGCCGCUGGAGCUGACGGCCAACGGCUCCGCCACGGUGGGACUGCAGGUCAAGGGCCGGCUGGACCUGUCCGAAAUGAUGACGAAGAAGGCCCUGCUGGUGGAGGGGCGCGUUGCGCCCUCGGCCUCCGUGCAGAUCGUCGCCAACAUGGGCAUCAACGCUUACGUCACACGCACCGGCCUGCGCACAAUCAGCACCAUGCACUCGAGCACCUUCGUCGACGGCAAGAUUCAAGUGAACGGCGGAAAGCUGACGGAGGUCUCUCUGAACGUGCCGCGCGAGCGCGUGGAGGUGGUGGAGGUCUCGUCCAAGCUGUACCUGCUGCACCGCGAGCAGCCCCGCGAACUGCAGGGCGUGGUGGAGGACAGGGACGAGACGGAGGGCUGCUCGUCAGACACCGCCGCCGCCGUCACCGGCUUCAAGAUGUGCGGAACGCUGUCCUACGCGAACGCAUCUCGGUUUGAGGACGCGCCGUACUUCCCGUUGACAGGGCCCUUCAACAUGUCCGUCGUCCUGCACCGCACCGACACCUUCGACAAGUACUCUUUCCAGUACAAGUCGGAGUUUGAGAAGCCAAACGACCCGACCUCACCCGUGUCCUGGUCAGCCACCUUCGACACCCCCGGCUCCCGCGUCAACCGGAAGCUGGUCGGGCUGCUGUGGGCGGACAUCCGGCAGCUCGGGGCGCGCGCGCAGCUCGUGUCUCCGUGGGCCGCCGUGGAGGGCACUGCCAAGGCCAACCUGGCGCGCGACAAGCGCUCCCUGGACGUGACCGUCAACAAGGACGGCCGCGAGGUGCUGGCCCUGGCCGCGUCCUGCGUGCAGAUGGCGUCCUCAGGGGGCGGCCAGGCCGGCAGCCGCCUGGAGCCCACCAUGACGGUGCACUGGCGGCGGCACGCGCUCCUCGACAUGCGCGGCUCCAUCAACUACAUCACCAACACCAAGUACAGCGCGGACCUGACGGUGGGUGGGCUCACCGAGCAGCCGGUCGCCCUGGCCGCCGACCUGACCCGCGCCGGCACCAAGUGGGACUUGACCGCGUCGGCGCGCGCCGCCGGCAUCGACGCCGGCGUCCAGGGCAGCGCGCGCUGGGCGCCGCCCAACGUGGUCAGCGCCAAGAUCACCGCCAACUACAAGCUCGGCUCCAGCAAGGCGCACGACGUGGCCCUGGCCGCCAAGUACCAAAGCAACGACAAGGGCGCGCUGUCCAGGAAGAGCGCGUCGUUCAACCUGCAGACGUCGCAGUGGCCGCAGCACAACGUGGUGGCCGCGUUGGACCUGCAGCGCGCGGACCGCUACUGGGAGAGCAGCCAGCAGCUGGGCCUCGGCGACUCGCUGUGGACGGCGCAGCAGCUGUACCGCAACCGCCACCCCAACGAGCACAGCGACCUGGCGCUCAAGCUGAGCCUGGCCAACGCCAAGAAGGGCGUGGACUACCGCCUGGACCUGCAGCACCUCACGACGGACGUGGGCCUGGCGUCGCACGCGCUGCUGCAGUACUCCAAGGACGUGCGCUGGAACGCGGCGCUGGAGUACGGCGUGAGCCUGACGGCCUCGGACGGCGCGGCGCUGACGGCGUACCGCCUCAACGCGCAGCUGGCCUGCCCCUGGAGGCUGCUGGACUGGAAGGCGGACGUGCAGCAGCAGGCGAGGGGCAGCUACCGGGCCAACGCGCGCGGCCGCUACGAGGUCACCGUGCCGCAAGGGCCGAAAGUGCAACACGAGUUGGUGAUUAACGGCACCUACUCCAACAACAACACCCUCGUGUCCCUGCACCACGUGCUGGAGCUGGACGCGGCCUUCCCCAAGUCCAAGUCGGCGUCCUGGGCCGUGCCCUUCCGCGUGACGGCCGCCAUGGCCGCCGCCAACGGGCGCGCCAGGCAGUGGCUGCAGGUGGACCGCGCCGGCGCGCGCUACCGCAUCGACGUGGACUACACCAAGAACAGGUACCACGUGGUGGACGUGGUGCUGCGCCUCGACACCAAGGGCUACAAGGGCCGCCUGGCCAUCCUCAACGAGGACACGGAGAAGGGCGCCAUCCUGGACCUGCAGUUCACCAAGCGCUUCGUGCUCGACACCAAGGUCUCCUGCGACGGCGUUAAGCACGUCGUGUCCGUGGAGAUGUUCUGGGACAAGGACGUGGACCCCAAGAAGCGGGUGGCGCUGCACGCCGAGGCCGACUCCGAGUCCAGGCAGGCCGAGCUGGCCUUCCCGGACCAGUACAUCAAGUUGCAAGUCACCAAGCUGCCGAACGGCUUCACGUCCGUCUUGGAGUGGACGGGCGGCGACCGCCUCACGCUCAACACGGAGUGGGCCCUGAGCGCGGAGAGCGGCAAGCUGUCCGCCAGCCUCACCACGCCCUUCCACGGCUACAAGAUGCAGACCAUGGCCGCCCUCUACGUCCUCACGGACAACAGCACCGACGCGCGGGUGGACCUGACGUGGAGCGACCAGAUGCUGUCCGUCAACAUGCUGGGCGAGACGCUGCACGGCGGCCUCCGCGCCACGGCACACGUGUCCAGCUCGCUGUCGCUGCUGCGCAACGUGACGCUGGCCGUGAGCCACGUGGACGUCAAGAACGGCACGACGAGGGAUAUGCAGAGCCACUUCUCGCUCGACUACAACAGCCACCGCACGGCAGCCGACGCCAAGCUGCUCGCCACCAACAUCGGCGUGUCCGGCACCGCGUCCUUCGUCAGCCCCUUCGAGCUGGCCCGGUCGCUGUCCGGCAAGUUCGCCCUGGAGAACGACGUUUACGGCGACCGCGGCCAAGUGGAGGUCAGCUGGGCGCCAGAGCGGCGCGCGGGCGCCGAGUUCAAGCUCAUGAUGGGCCGCAACCCGCACGUGCUGCUGCAGGUGGUCACGCCGUUCGAGGGCUACGAGCUCACCAUGGCCGAGUUCCAGUACAACGCGGUGGGCGACGCCGCCAACGUGAACCUCCGCGGCGAGCUGAACCGCAAGGCUGUGUCCUUGUCAAUGCAGGGCCAGCGCUCCGACGCCGUGCUCAAGGGCCAGGCCGAGGUGGCCUCCCCCUUCUCCAAGACCGUCAAGAUGACCGCGGAGCACAGCACCAAGAAGGGCAAGAUCCACGACGUGUUUAAGGUUAACUACGGCGACAAGACCAUCCUUGACGUGGACGUCGGCGGCGACGUCAAGUUCCCCACGCUCGUGGACGUGACCGGCAAGUUGGCCGUGCCCGGCCACCGCCUGCAGUCCGCCAUCCUCAGCAAGGUGGACGACGUGGGGCUGACCACGCAGCUCAGCGGCGAGUGGAACGAGGACACUGCAUCGCUGCGCGUCGAAGGCAGCCUCCGGAAGCAGGGCGAGGAGACCCUGUUCGACUACAAGAUGACCCUGGCCGGCACAGUACUGCCUCGGCAGCUCGUCCUGGCGCUCCACCACCGCCACAAGCCCAGCGUGCACUACAUCACCAAAGUGGCUCUGCCCGGCUCCGUCCAACUGUCGCACAGCCUCACCAUGGAGGAUGCCACUCACUGGGAGAACUCCAUCACGGUGCAGACGCCCAACAAGACCGGCUCCAUCGUCAACGCGCACAGCAUGGCCUUCGACGGCAGCGAGCUAGAGCACUCCAUGACGGCCACGCUCAACGGCAAAAAGGCCACCGCCGAACUGUCAUACAGCAAGUACUCGGCGGGCUACUUCAAGAGCCUGGAGGCCGUCAUCAACACGCCCUACUCCGACCCCGUCAAGUUCAACUUCGAUCUGCCAUUCGAGGGCAAGAACACCUGCCGGCCCAAGGUGGUGCUGAAGUACAAGGAGAAGACCGUGAGCGCCGUGGCCCUGGUCAGGCUCAACAAGGGCGGGGCUCACUUCAACCUGCAGCUGGAAACACCCUUCUGCCCGCCCGUGAGUGUUGACGCCGAUGUGGACCUGCUCAGCUCCCCGAAGAAGACCUACAUGCUGGUCAAGUGGAAUGGGAAGGUGAUGGAGGUGGACGCGAGCGGCGAGCUGAGCAGGCUCAAGUCCAGCUACUCCGUCAAGAUGGUCCGGUCGGACCUGGGCCUGGACGUGUUCCGCAGCGAGGGCCGCUACGACCUGGCCGCGGCCACCAAGUCCGCCGCGCUGUCGCUCAAGCUGGACGCGCAGGAGUGGUUCGUGAGGGCCAACGGCGCCGCGUUGACGGACAACUACGUCGCCUCGUUCGAGUACCAUCUGCCCAUCCCCAGCUGGGAGACGCUCAAGCUAGCAGGGGACAUCGACCUGACGCGCCCCACCAAGCUGGCCGUGCUGUCCUUCAACCGCAAGGACGCGCACCUCGUGCUCUCGGCCUCCACCACCAUCAACCGGCACUCGCCGCGCUUCAGCCUGUCGCUGGACAGCAACAUCCCGGGCAUCAACUCGGCCUACUUCCAGUCCGCCUACAACCGCGACGCCGAGCACGCGCACACUGUCGACGUCACCUACGGCCAAGCCGACUACGAGGUGAAGCUCGCCGGCAACCUGACGACCAACGACCUGGCGGGCCUGGCCAACAUCCAGCUCGUCACCCCCAUAAAGGGCUACGAGCGCAUGUCGCUCAACUUCGUCUACGACCUCAAGGGCGUGCACCAGAAGGUGAUCUUCAAGACGGCCAGGAACGACUGGGAGGUUCUCUUCGACGGCAACAGCAGCCUGGACGAGAAGGGUGCGGGCGAAGCGACACUGCUGCUGAACCUGCCGUACGAAGGCAUGGAGGAGCUCAAGGCAAGCCUCAAGCAGGAGCUCGACAAAGGCAAGCGCUCCGUGAACGUGGUCCUCACCAACCUGGACAAGGCUGUGUCUCUCUCAGGUGACGUCAUCACCCCCGAAGAGGGUGGCGUGGCCAUCAAGGCCGCCCUCGUCACCCCCUUCGAUGGCUUCGAGUCCAUCGGCGGCCACCUGAACGUGACCAGUCCUCAGCUGCAGCAGAAGCGUGCCAGCGUCUCCCUGCACCGGAACGAAUUCAAAUUCCACGCUGCCGGCCAGAUGAACAUCCAGCGCCUUAAGAGCUCGGGCUCCAUCGCUGUGGCUACGCCGCUUGAGGGCUACAAGGGCUUCGACAGCGAGUUCGAGUACGACGUCUCCGGUGCCACCAAGAGCGGCCGCGCCGAGUACAAGGCGGUGGGCGGCGUCGCCAACGUGGUGCAGUUCAGCUCCAAGACGGCCACGCCCAAGAACGGGCAGGCCGAGGCGGCGGUGACGUUGCCGCUGCUGGGGCUGCCGCAGAUCAAGGUGGACGGCAACUUCGACUGCAGGAACGCCAACAAGUUUGCCGACUUCAAGGUGCGCCUGGACGGCGAGGCCGAAGUGAUGAGCGCGCGGGUGGAGAUGGAGCAGAACAAGAUGAAGGCGUGGUUCGUCACGCCCAAGGAAGGCUUCAAGGACGUGUUCAUCUCCGGCUCCAUCUCCUCCGAGAACGGCAAGAAGGUCGUCCUCGUGCAGGUCAAGAACAGCAACGCCGACUCCAACCUGACGAUCGAGGCCAACCUGCAGAAAUUCGCUUCUGACGUGACCGUGGACGUGACGACGCCGUUCGAGGAGUGGCAGUCCAUCAAUCUAGCCGCCAAGUACGACCUCAUCAGCACCAAGAAGAUGGCCUUCUUCAAGCUGGCUAGGAACAAACAGAACAUCUUCGACGCGUCGGCGCGCGCCUUGCUGGAGCUUAAGUCGGGCGAGGCUGACAUCAAGCUGGCCACCUCCUUCCUGGACUUCAGCUCGCUGGCGUACCGCGGCUCGUACGACUUCACGGACGACUUGUCGGCGGCCGCGUCCCGCGAGAGGGACGGCGUCACGCAGACCCUGGCCGGCAGGGUGUCCCUCCAGGACGACGGCGCCAACGUCCGCGUCCAGACCCCGUUCGAGGGCUUCGAGGACGUGACUCUGGCCGGCAGGUACUCUGGUGGGGAGGCCAAGUCGGCCGAGCUCUCCCUCGAGACCAACGGCAAGAAGAAGUCGUUUGAAAUCGCCAUCACCAACAAGAACCAAAUCGCCAAGAUUGCCAUGAAAACGCCGCUCAAGGACUUCGAGAAGGUGGACGUGGUGCUGAACUACGGCGGCCUCCUCAAGAAGAGCAAGACGUACAGCGUGGACCUGUCCAUCAAGGCCAACGAGAAGACUUUCGUGCACACCGGCGGCAUCCUGGGCCUCAACUGGGACAGCAAGAUCACCCUGGACGCCGUGGUCGACAUCCCCGUGCUGGGCGGCUACUUCGACGAUUUGUCCGUGGACUUCGUGAUGCUGCCCGGACUGCCGCCGAGAAUGACGCGCGUCAUCCUGAAGAACCGCGGCGACCUGACGCUCGAGAUGAAGAGCGACAUCUUCAACACGUACAACGGAGGCUUCACGGCCACGGCCUACAUGUCGUACAACGAGACCGAGAGGAAAACCAAACUCGAGUUCUACCCCAGGGAGAUUUUGAUCCGCGGCUCCUUCGUGGCCGACGACAGGGUGGUGUUCAGCGGCGAGUUCCUCUUUGACUCCGCCGACAACAAGGUGAACGUCGAGGUCAAGUCCCCGUUCGAGGACUACGAACACGUUGGCCUCGGCUGGAAGCACGGCCACAACUUCGCCCAAGCCUGGAUGAAAACGCCCAUCGAGGAGCUCGAGGACUUGAAGGCGUACGGCGAGUUCAACAUCAAGGAGGCCAGCAACAGCUCGGUCAAGCUCUCCGCCAGCAGAAACGACAACAUUUUUGACCUGGACAUCCUCAUCAAGUACGGAUUUGAGAACGGAGACUCGCACAUCAACAUGAGGACCUCGCUGAAGAACUACGAGAAGUGCUCCCUCGGGGUGCAAUACGAUGUGAAGAACGCCCGCAAGUCCGCCGUCGUCUACAUGGAGCGCAACGAGAACGUGCACUCCGUUUCCGGCGACGUGCUGGUGUCCGGCCUGGUCGGCGACGCAGUCCUCAACGUGCGGACGCCUUACGACGGCUACAAGGACGUGCGACUGGAGGGCACCUACGACCUCAACACGCGCGGCCACAAGAAGGUGACCCUCGUCGGGGACUUCGAGGACCAGCGACGCGUCAACGGACGCUUCGGACUCACGUACGGCGGCUCGCGCUCCAGCAUCGAGCUCAUCUCGGAGACGCCCUUCCCCUUCGCCACCUUCAGCGUGGUCGGCGCCUACGACUACGCCGCGCCAUCCAGCACCUGGAACAUCAAGUCCUCCGUCAAGCUGGCCGGCGUGGCGGCGGAGGUGAGCGCCGUCAUCGUCAAGAACAAGGAGGGCAACCUGGUGGUGGCCUACGCGACGCAGAACGAGGACAAGAAGGUCAAGGUGGACUGGCAGCUGGAGAACGGCCUCAAGCACAAGAAGGCUGCUUUCUCCGUGGACAUGGGCGCAGGCAAGAAAAUCGAAGCCGUGGCCUCCAUGUAUCUGGACGGGUUCAAAAACGUGGACACCGAGGUGACCAUCACGAGCCUCAACUCGCAGACGUACUCGUUGACGGCGCAGUGGAACAUGGCGCGCAGCAACGUGAUCGCGGGCAACAUCGGCCUGCAGUGGGGCCCCAACAAGGAGAUCAAGCUGGAGGGCGACCUGGAGAUCGGAGAGUCCAAGAAGCCCGUCAAGCUGGGCCUCAAGCUGACCUCGCCCUUCCGCAACCUGGAGAACGUGCGCUUCAGCUCCAUCGUCACCUACGACAGCGAGCUGGUACUCACCUCCGAGCUGCAGUGGGACCCCACCAAGAAGAUCGUGCUCAACAGCAUGUUCAGCCACAGCGUGCUCCAGACCAAGUCCAGGGUGGAGUUCACCACGCCGUUCACGCCGCCGCUGCUGUUCACGCUCAAGCAGGACCACGCCGGGAUGCUGGAGGCGCUGUUCCAGCUCGGCCCCGACAAGUACGAGCUGAAGGGCAACGUAGCGCAGUACUCGACGCGCCACCUCGAGGUGGACUUCGCCCUGACCACGCCCAAGGUGGGCCUGACCUUCCUCAAGCUGGCCGGCACCUACAACCUGGACGGCGCGGAGAAGCUCGCCACGGCGGCCUUCACCAAGGAGAAGGAGACGGCCUCGGUGCACCUGUCCCUCAAGGCGGACCGCAAGCAGCACUCCGCCAGGGUGGCCGUCGUGGCGCUGGAUGGCCGCCAGUGGGAGGUGAGCGGCACUCUGAACCGCACCAAGGGCGUGGCGGCCACCGCGCUGCUGCAGUGGAACGAGCACGAGAAGAUCGACCUGACCGUCGACUGGGUUCCCACGCAACUCUCCGUCGAGGCCAAGACGCCCUUCGCCGGGUUCAAGGACCUGCGCGCUGGCUACCUGCUCGACUUCGCCGACACCACCAGGAAGGGCCAGAUCAACGGCAAGAAGGAAGCCGACGAGAUCGACGUCAGCUUCAACGUCGACCUGGCGAACCCCGACGUGGUCAACUUCGAUUUGGCGCUCAAGACGCCGUUCACGGAGUACGUGUCGGCCUCCGGGACGUACCGCGAGAACGACGGACACCACGUGGAGAUGACGGUCAAGGACAAGCGCCACCAGACCAAGGUUGAGGGCAAGCUACGUUACGAACGGCAGGAGAACCAGCUGGACCUGCACUUCGAGUCCUCCAAGGACGAGUACAAGGGGCUGGACAUCCGCGCCGGCUACAACCUCAACGGCCAGCACGGCAACAAGCACAUGCACGUCAACAUGCGUGUGGGCGAGACCACGCUCAAGGCGCGCGUCGAGGGCAACCUCAAGAGUGACACCGUGCACGCCCUGCUGCGCGUCGACUCCUCUCUCGCCGCCAUCAAGACCCUCGAGACGGGGGUGAACCUGCACAAGAACGCCAACGGCCUGCUGCGCGGCAACGUCAACUACAUGCGCAACGACGCGCUGUACCAGGUCCGCGGCACCGGCAACUACCAGGUGGGCAACGUGCGCGCGCAGAUGACGGUGGAGAUGCCCGGCAGGAAGAUUGACAACAUCUUCGUCAUCAGCCGCUACGACGCCAAGUCCGUCAGCUUCGUGGCCGGCACGCAGGCCAGCAAGUUCGAGUUCGAGGGCACGUUCAACCUGACGGGACCCGUGUACUCCGUCAACGCCACCCUCAAGUCGCCCUUCGUCAAGGUGCUAGAGCACCUGUCGCUCAAGACGGUCGUGGACUCGCAAAACCCGGCCGUGUACUUCCUCGGCCAGUGGACUCCAGAGGACAAGGUGGUCGGCCAGGCGUCCAUCAAGGCCAACAGGCUGCUCGUCAAGCUGGAGACGCCGUUCAAGCGCUGGGAGUCGGUGGAGGUGUCCGGGCAGUACUCUAGGAACGACCUGGCAGUGUACGACCUGGAGAGCAAAGCCAACUGGAACGACUUCGAGAUCAAGCUCACGGGGUCGCUCAACAGCGAGCCUAGCGACUUCGGUGUCAAGGGGCAGCUGGAGUGGAGCGGCAACCAGAAGAUCGACUUGGACGCCACCGUGCAGGUGGCCGGAGGAGAGAACCUCAACAACAUCAAGUGCAAAUUCCGCUUGUAUACGCCGUUCCAGCAGAUGAAUCGCAUGGAGCUGGACCUGGCGCUGGACAUGGCCAACAAGGGCCAGCUCAAGUCGCGCCUGGCGCUGGUGACGCCGUUCGAGAUGCUGCCGGAGCUGCGCUCCACCCUGGUGCUGCGCAACGACGACUACCGCCAGAUGAGCGGGCUCAUCGAGGCCACGGCGCUGGGCCGCGAGAUGCGCGUGGGCGCGAACAUCGCCAAUGACGCGCUGCAGAACGUCAACCUCAAGCUGGAGGUGCUCAUCCCCUUCCUGGAGAUCCCACCCAUCACCAUCGAGGGCAACCUGAACCAGCGGGAGUGGCGCAGCGUGGACUCGCAGAUCAAGGUGAUCCUGCCCAAGAACACCUACCACGUCGGCGGCAACUACCACCUGGAGGGCCUGACCCUGGACGCCAAGUGCGUGCUGAAGACCCCCGCCAUCGACACGGAGCUGUCCUUCGGAGGCAAGCUGGACUACGAGGACCUCGACCGCAUCCUGGCCCAGGCCUAUUUCGGCGGCAACAACGUCUCCGCCAUGUACGAGCUCAAGGACACUUCCCUCACGGGCAGCGUCCACCUGAACGUCCCCACCUUCAAGGUGAAGGUCGCCAGCCUCGAGUUCAAGGGCUCUUACAGCCCCUCGAUCGAAGCCUUCGUCUCGUACAACUGCCAGAAGCACGCCGGUUCCGCCAGGCUGGCCAUCGAGCACAAGCCGGACUCAGUGUCCACCCGCGUCGACCUCGACCUGCCGGACUGGCUGGGCUCCAAGCGGCGCACCAUGCAGGUGAGCCUCAAGUUCCCCGACAACUCCUACAAGGCCCUCAUCACCGUGGAGUCCGUCAACAAGCACGUGCUCUCGGUGGCGUUGACGAACGACAAGGACGUACUGGCCGUGAGCGCGCACGCCAACAGCCCCAUCGUCGGCGAGAAGAACGGUGAGAUGAAGCUCCACAAGGACUGGGAGGCCCUCACCGUCAACCUCAACGACAUCCUGCUCGUGGACAAGAACAAGAACAUCGGGUCCGUGACGCUCAAGUUCCGCAACGCGGCGCACCGCAUCCAGUACCUGUUGGAGGAGUCCCGGGCGGGCAGCAUGGGCGGCAGCGUGGAGAUGGAGUCGCCGCUCAUCCGAGCCCAGAAGCUCACCGUCAACGGCAACUUCGUGCAGUCGGCGAACCGCGUGUUCGGCGAGGUGGACUGCAUCCUGGGCACGGCCAACCACCGCGGCUCCCUCACGCUGACCCUUGCCGAGGACGGGCGCUCCACCACGACCAAGCUGGAAGUGGUGUCGGUGGGCGAGCCCAUCCUCAACGUGGAAGCCAAGGCCUCGUACGACAACACGGUGUCCAAGGCGGAGCUGUCCGUGCAGAUCAUGAACACGGACAACAGAAUAAGCUUCCGCCACAAGCGCACGCUCCCGCUCGACUCGAAGCUGGUCGUGGCCACGCCACUGAUCGGCGAGAAGCCGUUCCAGGCCGUGCUCACCACGGCCAACUACUCCAUCCUGGCGUACGCCGGCACGGGCGAGGACUUGACCAGCCACUACGUGCUGCUGGACGCCUCGCUGGAGCGCAAGCUCGGCACGGCGCACCUCAACUUCAGGGCGCCCAUGGUGCCCUUCGUGCGCUCGCUGGCCAUGAGCGGCGAGUUCGUGGCCGAGAGCACCCGCAACGUCAAGCUGAACCUCGGCGUGGACUUCGUGUCCGACUACGCCAACCUGAAACUCGAGUCCCUCUUCUCCCUGAACGCCACCGAGCUGCUGGCCAAGCUGGACCUGCAGACGCCCAUCGAGGGCCUGGAGUCGCUGCAGGCGUCCGCGCGCGUGCCGCUCGUGCUCACCAGGGACAUGGACGUGCACGUGCGGGCCUCGCUGCCCAGUGGCGCCACCUACGGCGCGCACGCCCUGUUCAAGAACCUGGCCGAGCGGCUCGAGAUGAGCGUGGGCGCGCAGUGCAAGUCCAGGAAGCUGGGCGGCGCGCUCAAGGUCAUCUACGGCCCCGUGUACGCCCUGGAGGCGGAGGUGAACACGCCCUUCCCGCCCUACAGCCACUACCGCCUGGACCUCAAGGGCCAGCGCAGCCUGGUGGACGGCAACGACAUUGUCAACUACGUCGAGUGGAACGAUCAGCGCGUCGAGCUGCGCUACUCCAUGCUGGCGGCGUCCAGGAAGUUCGAGACGAGCGUGCAGCUGACCACGCCCUUCGUGUCCUACGAGCGCUACGCUCUGAGCCUCAAGAUGGAGAACAACCUUCGCAAGGCUCUGUCCAUCAAAAUCUCGCAUCCGCAGUUGCGCCAGGACCUGCUCGUCGAGUUCGACUACACCUUCAACGGCAUGUCCGACGUGAAUCUGAUCGCUAGGGUGACGGCCGACAUCCACCCCGCCUUCGAGUCGGCCUCGCUGCUGUUCAGCAACAAGCUCAACGCCGCCAACAGGAGCUACACUGGUAGCCUGAGCGCGCGCUACAACCAGGAGGAGCUGCUGUUCUCCGCGGAGGGCCAGCUCAAGCCCGGACUGGUCAUGUCCGAGAUCCAGGCCACCAUCAACUCCAAGCAGCUGUACUUCCAGGCCAAGGGUGGCGUCGUGGACGAGGUGAUCGAGGUCUCGCUGCAGCUGGAGACGCCCUUCCAAGUCAUCCGCGAUGCAGAGAUAUUUCUGCAGGCGUCCAACCGCAGACUCAUCGGCACGGAAGCCAAGAUCGUGUACAACGCCCACGAGUACCUGGGCGUGAGCGUGCGCCGCGACGACUCCAACGUGACGACCUUCGAGGCCUGGAACUCUUGGCGCCCGGUGUCGGCCAGCUACCUGGUGUCGCUGGGCACCGAGACCCACCUGCUCGGCGAGGUGUGCUGGGACAUGCACGCCAAGGAGCAGUCCAUGAUCCGCUACGAGUUCCACGCCACCAAGCCGGUGGCCUCCAGGAGGGAGGUGACGUCCACGCUGCAGGUGCCGACGCGCGUCAUGUCGCUGAGCGGCGUGGCGGAGGCCAGCGACGAGCGCUACGAGUACGGCGUGGACAUGUCCAUCGAGAAGGACCAGACCUACGGCGCGACCGUGGUGCUGAACCUGGACUACGUGGAGGACCCCGUGACGGACCUCAAGUGCGAGGUGCGAGGCGUGCUACGGCUGCCACACCGCACGCUGGAGAUGGCGCGCUUCGAGGAGCUGCGGCGCUCCGACGGCGUCAUCAAGCUGAACCGCGUGGGCACCGAGUUCCUCUGGGACGCAGCCAACGACCGCGACAAGAAGUUCCUGCUGCUGGUGGUGCGCGAGGCCGGCAAGGAGGAGAUCCGCCUGCAGCACGCCGCGCUGCAGCACGACAUCGUGCUCCGCUACGAGCAGGCCCUGCACGAGGUGCGCGCCACGCUGGAAUACUCGCCAGUCCCCGAGGACCUCAUCGUGGUCGAGGGCCAGUACAAGGACGCCGUCGACCACAUGCUGACCGUGCUCACCGUGCGACACCAGUCCUCCGACCUGGACCUCCGCGUGGCGCUCAAGGGCGGCAGCAGCCAGGCCGAGAGCUCCGGCACCAUCAACAUCAAGUACCUGGACAGCCGCACCAGGCAGGACCGAGUGCUUGAGCUUCGCGGCCAUGUGCAGCACGCCGAGCCCGCCGUGGAGGCCGUGGUCCUCACCAACGAGAACCGCAUCGCGGUGGGCGGCAAGCUGUGGUCGCGCGGACCCGGCCUGUACCGCGGCGCGGAGGCGCGCGUGCAGAUGAACCAGCGGGACCCCCUGCGCGUGCAGGCGCAGCUCAACGCCGUGGACGACUCGCCCUCCAUCGCCGUGGACGUGCAUUACGGCGAGAGCCGCACCUACUCCAUGUUCGCCGGCAUGCCCAACCACCGCGAGGUCAAGGCCAGCGCGCAGCACAACCUGUUCGGCACCAACACCAUCGACGGCCUCUUCACCAUGAAGCUCAACAACAGCAAGCUCUUCUGGACGCGCGCGUCCUGGCGCCUCGGCGUCGUCGACGAGAUGCAGAACGCCGUGCUCGCGGACUACAACGACCUGGUGCUCGCCGGCGGCGCCAUCUACGACGGCUUCACCGACUUCCUGCGCGAGGACGUCGGCGGCAAGUGGGAGGCCGUGUACCCCCGCGUCAUGGACACGCUGGACGAGGUGAUGCAGUACAACAUCCGCACCAAGAAGGCCAUCGCCGCCGACCUGCCCGACAUCCUGGCAAAGCUCAAGGAACACUUCGAGCACAAUGAUUUCUUCGUUAAGGACAUCUGGAAUUUCUUUGCGUCUGCAGCAUCUGUGGCGAGCGGUGGCGCCUCUUGUGUCACCAAGCACGGCUUGGAGGUGCUGGACGCGGCGUACUCGGCUGUGAAGAGCUUCGCCUCCAUGCUGGUGGACAUCGUGUACAUCGACAUCGCGGCCACCCUGGACGUGAUCCCAGUCAUCAAAGCUUUGGGUAAGAACGCCAUGGUCCACUGGAACGCCACGAUGACGGACUUGGCGGAGCUGCGCAACGCGACGCACCGCUGGACGCGCGAGGUGCUCAAGUCGGCGCACGACUCGCUGGCGCAGCUCGAGAGCUCCGUGGCCGCGCAGCUGGACCGCUGGGACGCCUUCGUGGAGGACGCCAAGCGCCGCAUCGAGCGCGCCGUCGUCCCCGGCCUGCUCACCGCGCAGGAGAUGUUCGCCUUCCUCAACUACCACGUCACUCGGAUCCAGGAAUCCGUUUCCGCCUUCGUGGAGUCCGUCAAGACGCACCUCAUGAGCAUGGAGGAGGUGCGCGAGGUGCUCCACCUGUACUCGCAGUACGCGUCCUGGCUCGAGGACUUCCACGUGCAGGACUACUUCGACCAGUACCUGUCCGAGCUCAGCGACACGGCCGAGUGGGUGGUGCGGGACUUGCGCCAGACGUACUCGGACUACAAGGCGUACUUCGACGCGCUGUGCGACGCCGCCUUCGGCCACUACGAGGCGCUGCACAAGCUGCCCCCCGUGGCCUACGUGCGCAAGCUGGCCGGCAAGGUGUACCAGAAGGCGCUGUGGGCCUGGCGCUACUACGACGUCACCAAGGAGAUCGGCGAGAGCCUGCUGUGGGCGCUGCACCAGCUCGAGGUGGGCCUCAUGGACCUGCUGAACCACAUGGACGCCAGCGCCGUGGCGCGCCCCACCCUGGAGCCCUCGUCCAGCCUCAUCCUGGACAAGGACCUGGGGCUGCUGGAGUACACGCAGACCCUGCCCAUCCACUGGCACGGCUUCGACCGCCUGCCCGAGUUCCACGAGCUGUCGCCGUACCGCGUGGCCCAGGAGCAGACCGCCGACAUCAGUUCUCUCGACAAGUACCGCUACUACCUCCUGGACGCCCUCAACGAGUACCGCUCGGGGCUGAAGCUGUCGCGCUGGCUGCCGCCCUACGGCGCCACCGGCCUGCUGGUGGGCCGCCACCACUUCAUGACCUUCGACAAGCAGUUCUUCGACUUUGCCGGGGAAUGCUCGUACCUCCUCACCUCCGACUUCGUCAACUCCAAGUUCUCCGCCAUCGUCAACUACGAAAUCAUCAACCGCAAGGUGCAGAAGAAAUCGCUGACGGUGCUGACCGACGGCCACAGCAUCGAGGUGACGUCGAACCAGCGCGUCCUGGUGGACGGCAAGAAGGCCGAGACACCCACGCUGGUCGGCGACUCGACGACGGUGACCCGGGAGGGCGACCGCGUCCGCAUCACCUCCCAGCACGGCCUCACCGUGGACUGCAACCUGCGCUACGACGUGUGCACGCUGGACAUCACGGGCUGGCACUUCGGCCGCACCGGGGGCCUGCUCGGCACGUACGACAACGAGCCCGCCAACGACCUGGCCAUGCCCACCGGGGAGCUCUCGGAGACCGGCGACCUGGAGGCCUUCGCGGACGCGUGGCGCGUGGGCCGCAAGCAGUGCCGGCCGCUGAACCACGCCUCCGCCGACACCACCACCGUGGCCAAGCAGGCCGACCGCGGCCUGGCCAGGGAGGCGCAGGAGACGUGCGCGUCCUACUUCCUGGACAGCGACUCGUCGCUGGCGCCGUGCUUCCCGCGGGUGGACCCCGCGCCGUUCCGCGCGCUGUGCGAGGCCGACGUCAGGCAGCAGGCCAACAGCCCCGCCAGGGACCGCGCCCUGUGCGCGCCCGCCGCGGCCUACGUGGAGCUGUGCCGCCGCGCCGGCAUGGAGCUGUGGGUGCCCCAGUUCUGCGUGCGCUGCGACCUGCCCGACGGCAACGUGCUGGCGGCCGGCGAGGUCAAGGUGUUCAAGGGCACGGCGCCGCAGUCCGCCGACGUCGUCUUCGUGGUGGAGCAGGCGUCGUGCCUGCGCGACCUGCCCGUGGAGGAGCUCGCCGUCAAGCUGGACGUGGCCCUGAAGCGCCAGGGCCUGACGGGCAACCGGUUCGCUGUGGUGGGCUUCGGCGGCGACGAGACGGAGACCUUCCGCGCGCCGCACGUCCUCAGCACCGAGGGCCUGGUGUGGACCACCGGCCGCCACGUGGAGAAGGCCUUCGACAGGCUGCGCACGUCGGCGGUGGAGCCGUCCGCCACGCCGGUGCAGGACGCGUACGACGCGCUGUGGUACGCGGCCCGCCUGCCGUUCCGCGCCGCCGUGUCCAAGACCCUGGUGCUGGUCACGUGCCACGAGUGCAGCGGCGACGCCAGCGAGCACGCCGACACCUUCUCGGACGCCGUGGACAUGCUCAAGGACGGCGACCUCACCCUGCACGUCCUGGAGCCCAACGCCGUGCGCCUGCGCAAGGCCAAGGGCGUCUCCAAGUCGUCCAGGGCCGCCGCCAAGGCCGCGCUCAAGCAGGCGCGCGUCUUCGGCGCCGACAGGAAGGGCGUGUACACGCCCAGGAACGUCAAGAGCCUGCAGCCCUCGGAGCAGCUCGUCAAACAGGUUUCCAUGUCCAAGGACCUGUGCACGCCGCUCGCCCUGGAGACCAACGGCACGGCGUUCAACCUGGACCGCGUGGCCAACGCGGCGCUCGGCGACGGGCCCUCCAUCCCGGUGCUCAACAAGAAGUUCCUGGACGUGUGGGCCCGGCGGGUGGCCUCUCAGGCCCUGCCCGCCAACUGCCAGCGCUGCGACUGCGUGGCGGACCAGGACGGCAGCGGCAGGGCCAUCUGCCAGAACUGCCUGUCGCCGUCCAUCGAGCAGUUCCUCAAGGAGUGGGAAGACAUGACCGUUGGCGACGACGACGAAGAAGUCGAGAUGGAGGUGGAUUUCCCAGAGUACAGCGACGAAGACACCGACAUGUCCAAGAUCUAAAAAGUGAACGUCGAACUAUUUAUUUAAGAUUUUUAUUUUUCUAAAGGCUAAAGUUACUAUUAGGAACCUAAUUUUAGUGUAGAUUAAAGUUGUAAGAUGUUUUUUCCAGUCCCCUGAUUAUGUAUAUAUUUAGAGAGAGAGAGAAAAAGAGAGACGGAGAUAGAGAGAGAGGGAGAGAGACCAAUAUGGAAUGACUUGAAAAGUAAAUACCGCAGGUAACGAAGAAAAGCCGAGCUAUUUCACAGAGCAGUCUCCUUCAUUGGCAUUAUUCUUGCAUAAUUUAAUACAUUUCUCGCUACCUGUUCCGCCCUUCCUCGUGAAGUCCACAAUUAAAUCUCAUUUGCAAUGCUCACAGUUCGAGAUC
Molecule: messenger RNA, 19686 nt
Organism: Thrips palmi
Lineage: Eukaryota; Metazoa; Arthropoda; Insecta; Thysanoptera; Thripidae
Exons: 30
Coding region: 189-19322 (6377 amino acids)
Biological process (GO): lipid transport
Molecular function (GO): lipid carrier activity
Source: RefSeq, a predicted model, not a curated record